CCGUGCCGCCGAGACAGCUCCAGGAAGGAAGGCAGAGGGAAUUGGGAAGGUGCAGCCUGCUCGGAAAUCUCCUGGCAUGUUGGUCGAGUUCUUCUUCCAGGUUGUUUGGGUCUCCCUGCUCCUCCGGACCGCCCCGGGCAGGGUUUAUCCCGGGAGAAAGCAGCAGCCCAGCAGCUUUGCCGUGCAGAGGCGCCACGUGGGGCCCCACGUUUGCUUCUCGGCCCUCGGCAGUGGAUGCUGUCCCGGGUGGAUGCUGGCUCCAGGCAGUGGGCACUGCACCCUACCUCUUUGCUCCUUCGGCUGCGGCGGCGGCUUCUGCAUCGCUCCCAACCUCUGCUCCUGCCCCGAUGGGGAGAGGGGCAUCACCUGCCCAGAGCCCUCGGGGACCUGUGGGGAAUAUGGCUGUGACCUCUCCUGCAACCACGGGGGGUGCCAGGAGGUGGCCCGGGUCUGUCCCCUCGGCUUCUCCAUGCUGGAGACCCCCAACGGCGUCCGCUGCACCGACAUCAACGAGUGCCUGAGUGCUGCCUGCGAGGGUCCCUGUGUCAACACCGAGGGGGGCUUCGUCUGUGAGUGUGGCCCCGGGCUCCAGCUCGCUGCCGACAGACACAGCUGCCAGGACACAGACGAGUGCCUGGCCACCCCCUGCCAGCACCGCUGCAGGAACAGCCUCGGCAGCUACCGCUGCUCCUGCCGCCCCGGCUACCACCUGCAUGGCAACCAACACUCCUGUCUGGAUGUCAACGAGUGCAGGUGGCCCGGGGAGCGCCGAGCUUGCCAACACAGUUGCCACAACACCCCGGGCAGCUUCCUCUGCUCCUGCCGCCCCGGCUACCGGCUGAGAGGGGAUGGGGUCUCCUGUGAAGGCUAUCCCAAACCCAUCCUGCCUCCAUCCCCCAUCCUGCAGUCCCUGCAGCACCCACCCACCCUCCUCCUGCUCCCUCCUGGCUCGGGGGGAUCCCUCCUGCUCCCCAGGGGCUCCCCCUCCUCCCACCUCCCCGCUGCUCCCCCCGGUACCCACCUCCCUCCCUCUUCUCUCUCCUUGGCCACCGAGUCACCCCCAGGGGUUGGGGGACCCCCAGGGACCCCCACCCCAUCCUCCCCUCACUGCUGGUACCGGGGAGCCCCCCGGGAGCCUGGAGCUCGUUGGAUGGAGCUGGGGGGGUGCAGGAGCUGUGUUUGCCAGGGGGGACAAGUUCUCUGCCAAGCCCCCAGCUGCCCCAUCUCCUGCUCCCACCCGCUGCCCGCCCCGCCCGGGGGCUGCUGCCCCACUUGUGCAGGGUGCCUGCACGAGGGGGUUCCCCACGCUGAAGGUGACGUUUUCACCCCCUGGGAUGGGAACUGCACGGUCUGUGUCUGCCUGGCUGGGAAUGUCACCUGCAUCUCCCCCGAGUGUCCCCCAGGCUCCUGUCUCAGCUCCUCACCCUCCGACUGCUGCUCCUGCCAGCCAGCAAGGUGCAGCUUUGGGGGUCACACGUACCCCCACGGCGCCCGGUUCAGCCUGGAUGGGGACGACUGCACCUCCUGCCUCUGCCAGGGGGGAGAGGUGGAGUGCUCCUUUGCCCCCUGCCCCGUGCUGGAUUGUCCCCAGCACCAGCAGCACCUGAGCCCUGGGCACUGCUGCUUCACCUGCAGGGACCCCCCAGCCCCUGCCAGCUGCCUGGUGGAUGACAACGGGGUGGAGUUUCCCAUCGGGCAGAUCUGGUCCCCGGGUGAUCCCUGUGAGUUGUGCAUCUGCCAGGCAGACGGCUCCGUCAGCUGCAGGAGGACGGAGUGUCUGGAGAGCUGUCCCCAUCCCAUCCACAUCCCGGGACAGUGCUGCCCUGACUGCUCCGCAGGCUGCACCUACAUGGGCAGAAGCUUCUCCAACAACCAGACCUUCCCCUCCCUGCUGGAUCCCUGUCUCAGCUGCAUCUGCCUGCUGGGCUCCGUGGCCUGCUCCCCCCUGGACUGUGCCAUCUUCUGCACCUACCCCUUCCACCCCGAGGGCGAGUGCUGCCCUGUCUGCCAGGACUGCAACUACCAGGGCAGGAAGGUGGUGAACGGCCAAACCUUCACCCCCGAGGGGCAACCCUGCACCCACUGCACGUGCCAGCUGGGGGAGGUGAGCUGUCAGAAGAGGCUGUGUCCCCUCUCCUGCGCCGAGCCCGCCCCGCUGCCCGCCUGCUGCCCACCCUGCCCAGACGUCCGCCUCCUGCUGCCCGGCAGGGACCCCCCCCCCUCCCUGUCACUGUCCCCCUCCCUGUCACUGUCCCCAACCCACCAGGACUCCCCCACUGCCCCCCCCCACCCUGGCCCACCCCCUCCAUCCCCCCAGUCCCCCCAUCCCCGCCUGGCCCAGCUCCUGCUCCCCAACACAACCCCCCUGCACCCCUCUCCGGGCAGUUCCAAGGCUGAGGAGCCCCCCACGACCACGCUGAGCCCCCCCAGGCCCCCCUCAGCAGCCCCUCUGUCCCCUGACACCCCCUCCCCAGCUCCCACAGGAUCAAACCCCGAGGCUCAGGGACCCCCCGGGGAUGUGGAGCCCUUGGCUGGGGGGCACGUGGGUCCCUAA
This is a messenger RNA of Calypte anna (Anna's hummingbird), 2554 nucleotides long. It is a transcript of the gene VWCE, whose product is annotated as von Willebrand factor C and EGF domains. Gene Ontology annotation, molecular function: protein binding; calcium ion binding. Bases 77 to 2554 code for a protein of 825 amino acids. Gene Ontology annotation, biological process: cellular response to virus. The transcript has 20 exons. The record is from RefSeq and is a predicted model, not a curated record. Gene Ontology annotation, cellular component: cytoplasm. NCBI's taxonomy places the organism in Eukaryota, Metazoa, Chordata, Aves, Apodiformes, Trochilidae.